AUGAUUUUCAUCAAACAAAUUGAAAAAUGUCUUAUUUACUCACAUAUGAAUGCGACUUCUCAGUACCUUCCAUCAAAGAAUAAAGUACUUAUUCCUAGUGAAACUGAAGAGUUGUCAGUACCUGUAAGCAGCAUACAAGGGGAGAAAAAUCAAUUUAUCUUUCCAAAUCAGUUAUACUCUAUUCCAACUUCAAGAAAUGUAACUUCAUGUCAUGAUGUUCAUGAUGACAGUGUACAGAUCGACUGUUGUAAAUGGUCACCUGAUCCACUGAUCAAUGGUCCUGGAAGAUGUGAUUGUAUUCUGGCUACCAUACUAGCUGUAAUCAGUGUACUUCUAGUCCUGAUUGGAGUACUUUUAACUAUCCUACAUUACAUAAUCGGUAUAGAGUUUUAUACAGUUAAUCGAGGUCGAAUUGUUGGUCCCCUAUUGUUGGGCAUUACUACAAUACCCCUAGUGUUUAUGAUUUAUUUUAUGUGUACAGCUAGACAAAAAGUUGUUGAACAAGUUGAACAAAUGACAUUGAAUUAUUGUGCAAAAGAACGUAUGGCAUAUAAACAAUAUCAGGCUGAAUUAGCUAGGAGUUGA
This is a messenger RNA of Heterobilharzia americana, 585 nucleotides long. The record is from the annotation of a GenBank genome assembly. Lineage: Eukaryota; Metazoa; Platyhelminthes; Trematoda; Strigeidida; Schistosomatidae.